Echinococcus granulosus is the source of this 1038-nucleotide messenger RNA. RefSeq names its product Mannose-1-phosphate guanyltransferase beta-A. The record is from RefSeq and is a predicted model, not a curated record. Lineage: Eukaryota; Metazoa; Platyhelminthes; Cestoda; Cyclophyllidea; Taeniidae. Bases 1 to 1038 code for a protein of 345 amino acids. Gene Ontology annotation, biological process: GDP-mannose biosynthetic process; cell wall mannoprotein biosynthetic process. Gene Ontology annotation, molecular function: mannose-1-phosphate guanylyltransferase (GTP) activity. The transcript is spliced from 9 exons. Gene Ontology annotation, cellular component: cytoplasm.
AUGCGAGCCCUAAUUCUCAUAGGAGGUUUCGGGACUCGAUUACGACCUCUUACUCUAAGUGUCCUUAAACCCUUGGUUGAAUUUUGUAAUAGACCAAUGCUGAUGCAUCAAAUAGAGGCUUUAGUUGGGAUCAAAACUGUUAUUCUCGCAAUUAAUGAGGAGGCUGCCUGUCUAGAAAACGAGAUUCGGAGGAUGUGCAAGAUGGUUAUUAAAAAAUCAGGUGUUAAUGUGAUAUUCUCGUAUGAAUCCGAACCUCUUGGUACAGGUGGGCCACUCGCCAAUGCAGCGCACUUGCUCUACGAAUCAGAUGAACCCUUUUAUGUUCUUAAUAGUGAUAUAAUUUGUCAAUAUCCUUUUUCGAAAUUAAUGGAGUUCCAUAAAUCCCAUGGGAAGGAGGGAACCAUGGCAGUAACAAAAGUCAAAGAACCCAGCAGAUUUGGUGCAGUUGUCUUUAAUGACCAAUCUGGUGCUGUACAGCGUUUUGUUGAAAAGCCACUAGAUUUUAUUGCAAACAAACUGAGACCUACUUCUUUAGAAUUAGAAAUAUUCCCUCCGAUGGUUGAAGAUGGUGAAUUAUAUUGCAUUGAAAUUGAUGGUAUUUGGAUGGACAUAGGCCGCCCUAAAGACUUCUUACUCGGAAUGCAAAUGUAUUUGGACCAUCUACGAAACAAAGGACGCCUUGAACGUCAUGAUCCCCCUGAUUUUAUUGGAAAUGUCCUCAUUCAUCCCUCGGUGCAAAUCGGUACCCACUGUGUGAUCGGACCCAACGUCACUCUUGGACCUAAUGUGUGCAUAGGGGACGGCGUGCGGAUUCAAGACUCUGCUAUUCUUAGCGGAGCCAAAGUCCGUUCUCAUUCUCGGCUAGAGGGAAGCAUUGUUGGUUGGAAUUCAGAUGUUGGACAAUGGGCGCGUUUGGAAAGUGGCACAGUUCUAGGCGAAAAUGUGCACGUGAGUGACGAGGUCCUCCUUAACGGUGCUUUAGUCCUUCCGCACAACCUCGUCUCUGCGUCAGUCCACGAGCCUCAAGUCAUCCUCUAG